This is a messenger RNA of Hevea brasiliensis (rubber tree), 644 nucleotides long. Its product is annotated as multifunctional methyltransferase subunit TRM112 homolog A. The record is from RefSeq and is a predicted model, not a curated record. Gene Ontology annotation, biological process: tRNA methylation; peptidyl-glutamine methylation; rRNA (guanine-N7)-methylation. Gene Ontology annotation, molecular function: protein heterodimerization activity. Lineage: Eukaryota; Viridiplantae; Streptophyta; Magnoliopsida; Malpighiales; Euphorbiaceae. Bases 120 to 488 code for a protein of 122 amino acids. The transcript has a single exon.
AAGGCCUAGGGUUAGCCCAUAUAAUCUGAACAAUCCACAGCUUAUAGCUGCUCCCAAAUAAGGAUUCCUUGUGUUAUUUCAUGAUCCCUCCACCGAGUUGCUACUGCUGAAGGAGAGAGAUGAGGCUCCUCACUCACAACAUGCUAUCCUCCAACAUCAAGGGGGUCUCUAUUGGCUUCCCUCUGCGAAUCGAGGUAGAGAAAGUGAUGGAAAAGCAAGUGGACUUUAACCCCGAUUUCCUCAAAAACAUGUUCUCCAAGAUCGAGUGGAAGGCUCUCGUCGAUGCGGCGAGAACCAUGGGCUACGUUGAGUUACCGGAGGAGGCAGAAUCGUCGAUGCUUGAUUCGGAUGAAUUUCUGAGGAAGUUUCAUCACGCGCUUUUGGAAGUUCAUCUUGAGGAGGGGGCUUUGGUUUGUCCUGAGACGGGUCGUAGGUUCCCAGUGAAUAAAGGGAUUCCUAAUAUGCUUCUUCACGAAGAUGAGGUUUGAAAACCUUUUUCCUGGAAGCUAUUGUGAGAUGUAGGUUAGGGUUUUUGUAUUUCGGGAGAUUGAGUGGGUUUUGGGUUUUUAGUGAGUUUUAGUUUUGAGUUAUGAAAUUGGAACAUCGAAAGUUUAAUCAGAUCCAUUGCAUAUUCUCUGUGAUCA